This is a messenger RNA of Chiloscyllium plagiosum (whitespotted bambooshark), 3364 nucleotides long. It is a transcript of the gene gja1b, whose product is annotated as gap junction protein alpha 1b. Gene Ontology annotation, biological process: cell communication by electrical coupling; heart development; cell-cell signaling. The record is from RefSeq and is a predicted model, not a curated record. Gene Ontology annotation, cellular component: connexin complex. Gene Ontology annotation, molecular function: gap junction channel activity. Lineage: Eukaryota; Metazoa; Chordata; Chondrichthyes; Orectolobiformes; Hemiscylliidae.
GAGCAGCGGAGUUUGCACAGGCUAGAGACAGGUUCUUCCUUCAGCUAGGAGUAGAGCAACAUCCAGCUGAUUGGUUUUACUGCUCCCGAGCUGAACGAUCCGAAUCCGCGCCCACGUUUUCUCCCGAGACUUUGUCGCUAAGUUUGAAUCAGGAUGGGUGACUGGAGUCUCCUAGCAAAAGUACUGACGAAAGCACAGUCCUACUUGAUGCCAGGAGGUAAACUAUGGCUUUCCGUGCUUUUCAUCUUUCGUGUUCUAGUGCUGGGGACUGCCGUGGAAUCCGCCUGGGGAGAUGAACAAUCUGCAUUCAGCUGCAACACUCAGCAACCAGGUUGUGCGAACGUCUGCUAUGACAAAUCCUUCCCCAUCUCCCACAUUCGACUCUGGGUUCUUCAGAUUAUUUUCGUCUCGACACCCACUCUGGUGUACCUAAUCCAUGUCUUUAUCGUUUCUCAUAAAGAAAAAAGAUUAUCUAAGAAAGAAAAAUAUUUAAAGAUACUCCAAGAAGAAGGUGAAGACGUCAGCCUUGCCUUGAAACAAUUAGAACUAAAGAAAGUCAAAUAUGGUGUGGAGGAGCAAGGCAAAAUUAAAAUUAAAGGAUCUCUUAUGCAUACUUACGCAGUCAGUAUUGUCUUUAAAAUAAUUUUUGAAGUGACUUUCAUUUUAAUUCAGUGGUGCAUUUAUGGUUUCAGAUUCAUGCUGGACACAAUUUAUGCUUGUGAGAGGUACCCAUGCCCACACACAGUAGACUGCUUCCUCUCGCGACCCACUGAGAAGACUGUCUUUAUCAUAUUUAUGUUGGUGGUAUCCGUUGGUUCAGCUGUGCUGAACCUGACAGAGCUUUUCUACAUUAUCUUCAAAACAUUAGCAGAUCGUGUUAAGCAAAAUAGCCACUUAUUUCAGGGCUCUCAAAGUAUGGGUGUGAACCCUCUCAAAGACUCAUCCUCAUCAAAGUAUGCCUAUUAUAAUGGGUGCUCCCCACCAACUGCUCCCAUGUCCCCUCCUGGAUACAAGCUUGCUACUGGGGACAGGAAUAUGUCCUCCUGCAGAAGCUACAAUAAGCAAGCUAAUGAACAGAACUGGGCAAAUUACAGCACCGAACAAAACAGGAUUGGUCAGGCUGGUAGCACCAUUUCCAACUCCCAUGCACAGGCAUUUGAUUUUCAUGGUGAACAUCCAACCAUCCAAAAAUCACCAUCAAUAACAGAGUUACAGCCUAUUGGUCUCAAGGAACAGAGACCACCUAGUAGAACCAGCAGCCGUGGGAGUAGCAGGCCACGACCAGAUGACCUUGAGGUCUAGCCUGAUCUAAAAUUUAAGACAUUGUCUCAUUUCUAUGAAUAGAUACAUUAUUUUUCUGGAAGUGCACUCCAGAUGUUGGUACCAAGUAGUUAUACGUUAUGCUCAAUAUCAACUAAUAAUUCAACGGCUCACCUUUUACAGAAAACCAUGCUAAUGCUCAGAAAUACCCUUUAUUUUUGAGGAUAUGCACUCCAGUAAAAUAAUUCAUGGAAAAACCCAGCUGAAAAAUUUAAGAACCCUUACUACAAUAAAGUCUUGCUGAUCUUAUACAUUUUUAACCACAGUCUUGCAUUAUACCAAAGUAUUCUUUUUAACCUCCUUUCUAAUUUGAUAUUUUUAAGUAUUCUCUAAGCCCAGAAAUAACAUUGCAAGAUACCAUCUUGCACUUAAGUUUUUCUCCACUCAGAACAAAAUAUGUCUUUCACUGUUAUGGUCUGACACAAUAAACUCAUUCAAUUCUGGACAUAAUUCGAGAUAAUGUUGCAGUCACAAGAAUCUGAAAUUACAGCAAUACUUUUCCAAUUCAGAUUUCUCACUCUAUAUUUGUAAUUAUUUAUCCAGCAAAACAAUUUUCAAAGUAUUUGCAUAUAUUUCUUCUCUGUGUGAGCAUUUCAUAUUUCACCUAACUUUGUGUCUAAUCACAAGUUUGACUGAACGUUUUUUUCCACAUCUUCCCAUUUUUGACUUCUUUUGUAAAUAAAAGUGUUUUCAGCUGAAUAAAGUGGAACUUCAUCUAGUAAAAAAAACAAUCAAAUCAUGAAUCUUUUUUUGGGGAUUUUAAAUAAUGUAAAAUCUUUGUACAAUUAGAUCAAAUCAAUAUUUUGUAGUAUUUUAACAAAAAGAUCAGUUAUUUUCUUUAAACAUCUUUUAUUUAAAGGAGACCCCAAUGAACAGUAGUAGAGCAUUCUGGAAUAAUGUUGCAAGGUGAUGAUUCUUAAAUAUUGACAUGUUUUGAUGCAUUUGGUUGAGAAUACAGCCUAUCUGAUGUGUAUGUGUUUGUUUAAAUACCUGUGUAAAUAUGGGAAGUCAAAUUCCACUGUUCAAUCAUAUAAUAUGAAUAAUAUUGUAUCCAGGUGGGAUACUGUGUUUGUUUUUUGAGAAAGGUAAGAGUGGUUGCUAAUUUGUGCUAAGCCGUAGUAACUUUAUUCUUGGUAUGAAUGAGAUUUUAAUAAAAAAUGCUGUGAUAGAGAUUGUAGUACUGUUUAAUACUUUUUGAGGUGAAGUUAUCAGUAAUAUGAAACCUAUAGUCAAUGUGCUUUGUGCUGGACUAAUAUUUAGUCAACAAGUAAUAAAGGUAUUCGCCAAUAUAGCAUCACAAAUAUCUGCAUUCACCAAACUGUAUUAUUCUGAUCUUGUAAAUAGCUUAUCCACCACAUCACAUAAGCAAUUCUACAACAGUUCUAGAGUUUGACUUGGUCAUCAUGAAUUCAAGUUUUGUUUAUUACUUUAGCUAUAAUGGCGUUUGCACUGAAACUUUAUAUUUGCUUAGAAUGCACAAUGACGCUGAAGAGGGUUACAAGCUGUCAAAUAGCGUGCAUAUAACUAUUUAUUUUGAUGCAGAAGAGUUGUGUCUUUGCAAUAACUGAACCUAAUUACUUUGAAAAGUUUAUCAUUUUCGGUCACAUUUAUUUUGUAAAGGCAGUGGAUAGAAAGCCUUCAAGUUUUGAAUAAAGAAGUGAGAAAACCUGCUAAUUUGUGUUCAGAGUACCAGAGUGUGAAGUUGUUGUCUGAUACCUGUUUCAGCUGUCAAGUGCAUCUCUCCAGCACAAUCUGUAAAGAGUCACUUGUGCUACUGGUAAGCAUUUUGCGGUGGUUAUAAAAAAACUUGAUGUUUAUCCAUAAAGAAAGGCACAUGAAACAGUGAUGUUCUCAUUCAUAAUAACAAUUUUUUGUGAUGUGCUAGUCAGUGUUUUCUAAUUUCUUGUUAACAUUCCAUGUUAAAUCACUGACAAGCAACCCCUCUUGUACUGAAACUCAUACAAUUGUUGUUACCAUGCAUGUGAGCAAUCUUCUGUUCAUUAAAACCUGAUAACUUAAAACAAUAAAGUGACUUUUUAAUAGA